Molecule: messenger RNA, 1730 nt
Organism: Blastomyces gilchristii SLH14081
Lineage: Eukaryota; Fungi; Ascomycota; Eurotiomycetes; Onygenales; Ajellomycetaceae
Exons: 2
Coding region: 708-1190 (160 amino acids)
Source: RefSeq, a predicted model, not a curated record
GCGGCAAGCCUUUCCAGGGAACUGCGAAGUCUGAUUCGCCGAACGCCCGUCUCCGGCGCGCUCUGAUCUUCAACCUUCCUUUGCAUAACAUAACUCCCGCUCCACUGUUCCAGCCAUCGCAAUUGAUAAUUAAAUAAUACGACCACAGUUCAUGCAUGACCACUGAACAACACGCGUUGGGCCAAGGAGCUAACAAGUAGUUGCAGGCUGGGUACGGAGUACCAUUGCAUUAACAGGGGUUCCAACUGGCAAGUUGGCAAAAAGACUCAAGGUUGGAUCCGCUCUGCCUUGCCUCCCAGAUUCGAAUCCAGAUCCAGGGUUGGCUGGCAAGCCUUCUGGUUCUUUGUGUUUCUGUGUCUGCGAACUAGCUAGGUUCCGUGUGACGGCAAGAAGGAAGAGGAGGAGAGGGAGGGGGGGUUAGGGUUAUGGGGGGGGACGAGAGAAAGGAGCGUGGGCGGGCACAGCGCCCAACCUGCAUGCCUAUAUAUUCUCCUGGACCCUCCCCUCCCUCUCUUGUCCAAAUUUUUCUUGACUCUUCCUUCUUCCAGAUCAUCUAUCAUACUUAAUAAUAUUUGCUCAUCUUUUCGAAGAAUAUUUCUUCUGCCUCUCGUUUUUCAAAGGUCGCUCUAAUCCAUUUAUUUAUUUGGCCAUAAUUCCGACAACACAAACACAAACACACAAAGAAACUUGAUUUCAAAAUUUCAAAAAUGCAUCUCUCCGUUGUCGCCAUUGCCGUUUCGGCUCUCGUCGUCUCCGUCCAGGCUGGAGUUCCUGCCGGAUAUCCCUCUCAGGAGCUUUCGUAUUCCGCUGGACCUUCUCACCCUUCGGAGUCCUACCCACCGGAGCCCUCUUACCCGGCUGAGACCAAAUACCCCGAGCCUACCAGCUCCGAGUAUCCUACUUUAAGCUACCCGGCUAAGACCAAAUACCCCGAGCCUACCAAGUCCGAGUAUCCUACUUCAAGCUACCCGGCUGAAACCAAACACCCCGAGCCUAUCAAGUCCGAGUAUCCUACUGGAAGCGAUGUUCCCACUUACCCCACUGGCGCUCCCCCAUCCAGCGCCCUACCCACUGGCACUGGUGGCUACCCUUCAGUCCCAUCCUUCCCCCCGGUUGAGGGCGCUGGAUUCUCUGUCAGCGUUCCCUUCGGACUCGGUCUUGCUGCAGCUCUCUUCGCUGCUCUUCUGUAAAUGGAGAACCUAAUAAAUAAUGAGGAGUCUGCGUGCACGAAAUCCAUACCUUAAUAUUUCUUGUUCCCAGUUAAGCCGGCCUAUUUGACAACCGGGUGGAAAAACUGACAGUCCUGUCUUUUUGUAUUGGGCUUAGUUGGCGAACCUACUUUUUUAAUUUCUACUUUUACGUUUACGUCUGUAUAGCAAACACUUGGGAAGGAGAACAGGCCAGGGAAUCCGGAAAGGCAAUUCCUUAGCCGGGACAAGGCAGCGCAACAAAUCAAUGACUGUUUUUCCUUUCCUUACCACACUACAGUGUUAAUUUUUAAUUACAUCCUGGUAUCCAUCAGGCGUUCUGUUGAGUUGGCCAUGGUAUUCGUUUUCAUUUGGUGAUUUCCUAAGUACGACUGACGUUUUUUUUUUUUUUUUCCUGAUAGACUUGGUUUGUUAUUAGUGUAAAAUCAGACAUGUUCACGAUUCAACUCCUUACAAUAAUAACUUCGCUCUCAGAAUAUUAGCAGCGGUAGCCUCUGUUCGGCAAGUGGUUUCUAGACUUGG